GGCCCCUCCUCCUCCUCCUGCGGCGUCGUCGUCGUGCUGGUGUCCGGAGCCUGGCCAGGGCUGCCAUUGGCCUUCCCUGCUUCCCUUCCUCCUUCCCUCCUUGGGCCAGCAGAGUCAGCCAUGAACCCUCUGCUCCUGGGCCCCAGCCUCUUCCUCCUCCAGCAGCAGGAGCAGCAGCAAGAACAGCAGCAGCAGCAGCAGCCGAGGGGCUUCCCCUUCUUCUUCCCGGCCUCCUCCUCGCCUCUUUCUCCGGGCAGCGAGGACCCCCUGGCCCCCUUCUCCUCCUCCUCUUCUCCUGCCGCUGCUCCUCCGGCAGCCAUGGCCCUCCGCAACGACCUGGGCUCCAACAUCAGCGUCCUGAAGACCCUCAACCUGCGCUUCCGAUGCUUCCUGGCCAAGGUCCACGAACUGGAGCGCAGGAACCGGCAGCUGGAGAAGCAGCUCCAGGAGGCGGCCCUGGCCCAAGGCAGCAGCAGCAACAGCAGCGGCAGCGGCAGCAGCAGGGGCCCCCGGACCAGGAGCCAGGCCGUCCAGACCGGCUUCGUGGCCCCCAUCCGGCCCCUGGGGCUGGCCCUGGCCCACUCGGCCUCGGCCUCCCCUCCCCCGAGGCUCCUGGGCUCCCCCGGCUCCCACCCCCCGGGAGCUCCCCUCACCCCCGGCUCCUCCGCAGCCCUGGCUCCGCAGACACUGCAGCACCCAUCCUCCUCCUUCUCCUCCUCCUCGAGGUUCCUGCCGGGCUCCGUCUGGUCCUUCUCCUCCUCUUCCUCGCAAGGGGGGCCCCGGAGGUUGGAAGGGGGCUCCCCCUUGGUCCAAGGCCCCGGGGUCUCCUGGCUCCACCACCCGGACGGCGUCGGGGUCCAGAUCGACACCAUCACCCCCGAGAUCCGGGCCCUCUACAACGUCCUGGCCAAGGUCAAGAGGGAGAGGGACGACUACAAGAGGAGGUGGGAAGAGGAGUACACCAUGCGUGUUCAGCUCCAGGACCGAGUGACUGAGCUAAAUGAGGAGGCUCAAGAGGCGGAAGCAUGUCAGGAGGAGCUGGCUAUGAAGGUGGAACAACUGAAGGCAGAACUGGUUGUUUUCAAGGGGCUGAUGAGCAAUAACCUUACUGAACUGGAUACCAAGAUUCAAGAAAAAGCCAUGAAAGUGGACAUGGACAUCUGCCGGCGCAUAGACAUUACAGCUAAACUUUGCGAUGUGGCCCAACAGCGCAACUGUGAGGACAUGAUCAAAAUGUUUCAGAAGCAGUUGUCUCUGCACUUAUCUCCCAUUAAGGUCCCAAGUACAGUGGGGCGGAAGCGGGAGAGAAAGCUGGUCAGUGAUGAAGACACCUCCAUGUCUGAGAGCGAGGCCUCCAAAAAACCUGAAGAGGAGGAGGAAGAUGAGACCACAGCCAUGAGCAUAAAUGAGGAGAUGCAAAGGAUGCUCAACCAGCUGAGAGAGUAUGACUUUGAGGAUGACUGCGACAGCCUCACCUGGGAAGAGACUGAAGAAACGCUGCUUUUGUGGGAGGAUUUCUCUGGCUAUGCUAUUGCUGCUGCAGAAGCCCAGGGAGAGCAGCCAGAUGACAGUUUGGAGAAAGUGAUCAAGGACACCGAGUCGCUCUUCAAAAGCAGAGAGAAGGAAUAUCAGGAAACCAUUGACCAAAUUGAGCUGGAAUUGGCAACGGCAAAGAAUGACAUGAACCGGCAUCUUCAUGAGUACAUGGAGAUGUGUAGUAUGAAGCGUGGGCUGGAUGUGCAGAUGGAGACUUGUCGGCGGCUCAUUACCCAAUCUGGAGAUAGAAAAUUUCCUGCUUUUACUCCGGUACCGAACAAUGAAUCGGCCCCAAACGCGGAGACUGAGGAGUCCGAUCACGACCUCCCAAGUGAUGCCUCCAUAAGAUAAUGGGGGAGGCUCUGCCCAAUCUACAUCUCCCGCUUCCUGGUCCAGGAGUGUGAACAUGGUUGUGGGGAGCCCAUGUCUAUGAGGGGCACAAGGGGGCAAGAAGCCACCCCUGGCACUCUGCCAUGUCAAAUCCCUCCACCCGUGGGGGGCAGGCUAGAUAGAGGCCCAGGAAAACCUGGUCUCCAGGACUUCUCUUUUGCUCUUUCUUUCCAAUUGCCUUUUGCCUUGCCUCCCUGUGUUUCACCUGCUCCGUCCCUCAUACUCUGUGGGGUUUAGCAGGGAGGCUCCUGCCUUAUUGUAGCUGCCCCUCCCCAGGGUUUGCCUUAUGAUGUCCCACCCUUGCUGCUUCCUAGUAUAUGUGACUCCCUCGUCCUCAUGCUGCACACAAACAGAACGGGAUCUGUUUACCUCUGCAAAACUUGAACCUUCUCUGGGUGCCAAGUGGGCUUGAAGGCUGGACUCUGUGAUUUCUGCCUGCUCAUUAGAAGACCUCUGUAUCCUCUCCCUGCCCAGGCCACACUGUACGCCACAACCGUGAGAGCCUCUCCUUGUGGGGAUGAAGAACAAGCUGCCAUCUCCUUCACCCCAGCUGUGUCCUUGCAGUUUGCUUAUGCGUGCACCCGUGGCACAGAAAAGUCCUAUGUGAUGUGCUAUGUCUGGAAAUGAGAACAUUAAAGAGAAAAGUUCCUUUUCUAUA
Messenger RNA from Sceloporus undulatus (fence lizard), 2584 nucleotides. RefSeq names its product intermediate filament family orphan 1 (gene IFFO1). The coding region runs from base 121 to 1887 and encodes 588 amino acids. Lineage: Eukaryota; Metazoa; Chordata; Lepidosauria; Squamata; Phrynosomatidae. The record is from RefSeq and is a predicted model, not a curated record. The transcript is spliced from 10 exons.